Molecule: messenger RNA, 330 nt
Organism: Chondrus crispus (carragheen)
Lineage: Eukaryota; Rhodophyta; Florideophyceae; Gigartinales; Gigartinaceae
Exons: 1
Coding region: 1-330 (109 amino acids)
Source: RefSeq, a predicted model, not a curated record
AUGACCCAUGCCCUUCCGCAAGGUCAAGGGCGAGGGAGCUACCGAGGAGAAGCCCAGUCUCAUUUUUGUCAUGCCUUGUGUUGGCGGCGAGAAGGGGGGAGGAAGGCCGCGCGCGUAAGGGAGAGAGAAAAGUUUUGUUUUCAGAAGCGUGAAGUUUAUUGCAAGAGCGGGGGUCAGUCCGGGGUGUUGUUGUUUCGUUCUGUCCCUCUUGUCGCGGGGUGUCGCGGCGCGCCCCUUUCUCUUAUAGAGGGGCCACCAGCAUCUUCCACUUCCCAGGACCGCCGCCCUUCAAAGGGAGAUUGUCCACGUGUACACCUGGCGUACACGUAG